Molecule: messenger RNA, 590 nt
Organism: Nicotiana tabacum (common tobacco)
Lineage: Eukaryota; Viridiplantae; Streptophyta; Magnoliopsida; Solanales; Solanaceae
Source: RefSeq, a predicted model, not a curated record
AACUGUCAAACCCACGAUUUACUAUAUUGGGUAUCAACUGCUCAAAGCUCAAAAUAUAUAUUUCUUCCACAUGUACAACUGCUUCAAUUCUAAUGUUCGUUCUUCUACCAAGAUUUCAACAAAAAUUACGAAUUACCCAAAAGAUGGCCGCUAACAAUGAUUUCAUCAAGGAUAUAACUAUAUCAAAGAUGCAAUGGAAGUUGAAAGUUCGCGUUGUCCGUAUGUGGGAAAAACCGGAUCAUUUUAAUCCUGGCUCUAUAUUCUCCAUUGAAUUGGUUCUACAAGAUGAAAAGGGCGAUCGUAUACAUGCUUCUAUUGGCAAGUCUUUUUUGCAUAUUUUCAACAAAAAAAUUAAUGAGCUUGGAGUAUAUCUUAUGGCGAACUUUAUCGUCUGCCAAAACAAGGAGAGGUUCAACACCACAAAACAUAGAUUGAUGCUGACGUUUACUCAACGGACAACAGUGGCUGAAAUAAUUGAUCCACUUUUUCCAAUGAAUAUCUUUGAGCUGCGACCAUAUCAUCAAUUGAUAAAUAAAGUUGAUGUCAAUGAGAGUGAAUUAUUUGGUAAUAUUUGCGUUUAUUUUAAUUAA